AUUUAAUCUUUGUUCUAUUUCUAAAGAUUAUCCAGGCCUUGACAGUUACCUUCCACUGUGAACAUUGUGCUGAUAUCCGAGCUGCGUUAUGGCUAGCCUUGUGCUUCUACCGUUUGCGCUGCUUGUCAUAGGAUGGUAUAGAUGGCAAAAAAGUAGAAAAGACAACAGCUUUUACCAAUCAAUACCAUUCGUUGGUGUUCGAGAAGGUGAAUGGUUUGCAUGGACUAGAGCACAACUGCGUAGCUUUUCGAAAACAGAAGAGUGGAUGAAUGAGGGAUACCAGAAGUAUUCACGACACAAUCAACCCUUUAUCAUCCCUUCGUUCAGAAAAGGCAAAGUCCUUAUUCUUCCUCCUGCCCAACUGAAAGCCAUCUACGGCAAACGCGAGAAUGAGCUGCAAGCCCACGAUCUAGCCUCAGAAGCUUUGUCAUUUGGAUGGACAAUUCGCGAUCGAGAAGUUUAUCCGAGCAAUUACACUGUCGAUGUGAUUCGGAAGUGGAUCACCAAAAGAUUUGACGAGCUCGCAGCUGAAUUGCAAGAGGAAUUAUGCAUUGCUGUGGAUGAACAAUUCGGCAUGAGCCAAGAGUGGAAAGAGGUAAAGCUCUGGCCAGCUGUGCAAAGAAUAUUUACCCGGGGCUUAAACAGAGUUCUUGUGGGAUUUCCAUUGUGCAGAGACGCAGCGUUCCUUGAGACUAUGCGGCGGUUUGCUAUCGACAUGCCAUUCCAAGGUUUAUUCAUUACACUGGUUCCGAAAGUCCUCAAGCCAAUCUUGGCUCCGUUGAUAUCGUGGAAUGCUAGACGGGACACUGAGGCAGGGAUCAGAUCUUGUAUUCCAAUUAUACAAGAUUAUCUGAACGCUAAUCAGAACCCUACACAAGAGAAGCCGGUCAACAUCCUCCAAUGGAUUAUAGAAGCCAGCGCCGCAACUGGCGAUCCGUCUCAACUCGAUGCUCACCGCAUAGGCCAUCGAAUGAUGAUCCUCAACUUCAAUCUUGUGCAAGGCGGGUCAAUUCCCUUUAGUACUGUUCUCAGCGACAUAUGCAACCGCGAACACGCUGCCUCGACCUUUUCGCAACUCCGUGACGAAGCGACAUCGGUUCUGGCUUCUACUAAGAUCUGGGAUCGGGCCACUGUCUCUAAACUCGUUCUCGCCGACUCAGCAAUCCGCGAAUCGAUGCGUUGGUCCGAUUUUGGCCUCUUUGCUCUCCCACGUCGCAUCAAUUCUCCCGGUAUAACUCUCGACCAUGGUAUUCACGUUCCUCCCGGUGUUCAUAUUGAAAUCCCGAUGCAUAGCAUGCACAUGGACGAUAGCUUCUACGCAGAUGCAGGUUCUUUCAAGCCGUUUCGCUUUGCUGAUGGAACUUCUACGUCUCGUUCUGCCGUGACUCUUGACGAGAGCUUCCUUGGCUUCGGUUAUGGAAAGAACGCAUGCCCGGGGCGUUUCUUUGGCUCGCACAUCAUGAAGGUCGUUCUGGCCUAUUUGGUUAUUAAUUAUGACGUGAAGUUUGGGGAUGAAGAGCCUCCAAUGAAGACUAUGUGGGAAUAUAGAAUUCCAAGGGAGAGCACUGCCAUCAGGAUUCGCAGAAGGAUACAAGCGCGUAACUAGACUCACGCUCUAGAAGAGUAGGCGCUGUACUGUCUCCUGGCUGUAAGGUACUUGAAUAGAUACCAAAUCUCAAGGGUAGUUAGAUAACUGUUCUAUGCGAUCAUAGUAAGAAAAUCCAACAAGUCUACUAAUGUUAGCCCAGAUAAAAUAUCAAGGUUGGCUACACAACGUCUGCCAGUCCUGUACAGCAUCAAAUGAUGUUUCCUGGCUUCUCAAAAGUACAUGAGUCUCAUCUCAACCUUGAGCUCAAGUUCGCCGACACACUGAAACAAUUAAACAUUUCAAGUCAUAGGAAAGGUCGGUCGUUCAACUGGAGCCCUAUUGUUGUACCUAGUAAGUACGUCUGGCUGAGGCAAAAAAAGAUAUUGAGCUAAAGCAUCCAACAUAUACUUAGGAUAU
Molecule: messenger RNA, 2005 nt
Organism: Fusarium redolens
Lineage: Eukaryota; Fungi; Ascomycota; Sordariomycetes; Hypocreales; Nectriaceae
Product: cytochrome P450
Exons: 4
Coding region: 89-1606 (505 amino acids)
Molecular function (GO): monooxygenase activity; oxidoreductase activity, acting on paired donors, with incorporation or reduction of molecular oxygen; heme binding
Source: RefSeq, a predicted model, not a curated record